Molecule: messenger RNA, 1254 nt
Organism: Effrenium voratum
Lineage: Eukaryota; Dinophyceae; Suessiales; Symbiodiniaceae
Source: the annotation of a GenBank genome assembly
AUGUUAGCCAAGCGCGCCGCGGCGGACAAGCUGGCCAUUCGAAGGCUGCUGAGCACUGUCAAGGCGCCAUGCGAGAAGGUGCAGCAGGGAGAGAGAAAGUUCGGCCGGGAAUGGGAGGACAGGCUGAUGAAAUUUUAUGCCACCGCACAUGCUGAGCAAGUCGCCGCAGAGGCCGAGUGUCUCAAAGCUCGGCAGACGUGGCCACGGGGAUCAAGGUUGCAAGCUCCUGAGCCUGCAAAUCCUGCAGCUAGGUGGUUGGUGAGUGACGUGGGCGAAGCUGAGAGCGACUGGGACCUGACUCCCAGGUCCCAGCCAGGCCGAAGUCCUGACCCGGCUGACCCCCCCGCUCCUUCCGCCCCUUUCGGCCCUUGCGCCCCCGGGCCUCGCGGGCCUCGCGGGCCUCGCGGGCCUCGCGGGCCUCGCGGGCCUGGUCCAAAUCCUGGGGCCGAGGGCCUCAACCCUGGCCCGGCCGGCCUCCCUUCUUGCUCCAGCAUCGCCCGCGAGAAGGCUGCUGCACGUCGCGAGCGAAAGCGGAUGGCCGAGAGCUUCGGUGAUAGGAGGUGCGCUUUGCAAAGGCAAGCUCACGGUAGUGAUUUGCAGACUUUGAAGGCGGAUCGAGAGGACCGGAGCAGGCUGCAGGUUUCCGAGCAGAACAAAGCGUGGCAAGCUAGGACGACAGAGCUCCUGAUGCAGAAAAACCAAGAGCUUUUGGAGCAUCGCAGAAGGCAGGUGAACGACCUGAGGGCAGAGCUGAAUGAUGGAGCCCAGAAUCGCAGCACCAAGCGCCGCCAGGAUCUGCAAGACAAGCAGAUUGCGAUUGUUGAAAAGAAGGUGCUCACACGCUUGCUCGGAGAAGCGCGGCAAUCAGAAAAUGCAUUCGGAUUGCCACCGCUGCUUUCCACUGUGAACGAGGAGAGCAAGACCUGUGAGGGCUUUGGCGCGACCUGCACUACUGCCAGCCAUUUCACUGAGGCUGCGACUCUGAGCGUUUGCUCAGAGGCUCCCAGCUCUAAAAUGGCAAUGACCAUGACUCAGCUUCCAGAGGUGCCAAAGAUUCCAAGGCUGGCAGCAACGGACAUGAACUGGAAGGAGAGAAAGUACGAAGGUAAGUUGUCAGCGAGGGUCAGAGCGCCUCAGCCGCGGAGGUCCAGGUUCCCUGCAAUCCAGCGUCGAGGAAUCUCGGGAGAGCUGGAAGAAGGAUUGUCAACUGCGCAGCCUUGGUUUCAGCGCAUGGCACUGUCUGCAAGGACAUGA